AUGACUGAUGGGGAUGUAUUGGAGAGUGUAGGACCUGAGUAUGGUGCAAACGGUAUGGAACGAGGGGUGGAUAUGGUGGAUAUGGGUCUGGCUGGAAUGGAGUUAACUUUCUUCAUAGCUGUCCGUAUGUCACUGCAGACACUGCAGAGUGCUAAGAUAAUCUGUAUUACCUCUUAUCCCAGGGUGUAUGAAACAGUCCUUUUCAAGAUGUAUGGAAUAUCACAUGUUGCAUCGACACCAGGAGCAAGUUCAACAGUAUUUGAUGGAGAACAUAGACGCAGCCUCUCACAACGUAUUUUUCCAAGUUAUGCUUGUGCCUUUUUGGAUGAUGACGCUGCCUAUGAGUGUUGUUCCACAAAUCCUCUGACAGGCUCCCUUUCCACAUGUCGCCGCAGCCCUCGACUGCUUUCUAAUGGUUAUUAUGUUUUGACAGAAGACAGUUUUCUGUCUGAUGAAAAGGGUAACAUAACACUGACACCAUCCCAGACAAGUGUUACAUAUAAAGAGAAUUUAGUUCGUGUAUUCAGGCGAAGGAAGAAAAUCCGUCGCUCUCUUGCCAGCUUGUUCAAUCUCGGUGCCUCCAGUUCAUGGCUCAGCAGCACCAUCCUCAGCAAUAUGGAUUCCUGCCAUGUAGAUGGUCCUUGGCCUGAUGGCUGCAAUAAACUAGAAGCCAGUCAGAGUGAUAUUGGUGAUUCAGACUUUUCUUCUGAAUAUAAUAGCCAUGUGCCACAAAGGCAAACUCCAGCAUCUAAUGGAGCCUCUCUCACCAAAGAUGACGAGUUUCUUCAGCCUGAGAGACCAUUUUGUGCUUCAAAAUCCUGUUCUCCAUUUAUGAUAAAUGCAAAUGAAGAAACUUUGAGCAGUGCAGAAUCCAGGACAGUGCGAAAUGUCCUUUCUCAGAUGGUUGCACUGAUCACGUGUUUAAUCAUUUCAAUAUGUACAAGAUAUUUUCUGGGAGGACGGUCUGCCACUUUGUUGCUGAUAAUUUUAGUUUUUCUUUUGUCCCAGGAUGCUGCUGUGUCAUCUUUCUUCAGUCUUGACACACCUUUCAAAACAACUAAGUUUUGGUAA
Messenger RNA from Pygoscelis adeliae (Adelie penguin), 1071 nucleotides. It is a transcript of the gene TMEM71, whose product is annotated as transmembrane protein 71. The record is from RefSeq and is a predicted model, not a curated record. The coding region runs from base 1 to 1071 and encodes 356 amino acids. The transcript has 10 exons. Lineage: Eukaryota; Metazoa; Chordata; Aves; Sphenisciformes; Spheniscidae.